GAAAACUUCCCACCCACGUCUCUCCCUCCCGUCUUCCUCCUGUCGUAGAGAAAUCUCUCAUUCUGCGCUACGAAGAGAUAUCUCUGCAAUCUCCGAAGAGUAAACUACGGAGAAGAUCUCUGGAGAAGAUGAACGACGAAGAUGUCUCGAGGCAGCUCCUGCAGAUGGUGAGGUUCAUCCGCCAAGAGGCGGAAGAGAAGGCCAACGAGAUCGCCAUCGCCGCCGAAGAAGAGUUCAACAUCGAGAAGCUGCAGUUGGUCGAGGCGGAGAAGAAGAAGAUCAGGCAGGAGUUCGAGAAGAAGGAGAAGCAAGUCGAAAUCCGUAAGAAGAUUGAGUACUCAAUGCAGCUGAAUACUUCAAGGAUCGAAGUUCUCCAAGCACAGAAUGAUGUAGUCAAUGCCAUGAAAGAUAAUGCAUCAAAGGAGCUUCUGAACUUGAGCCGUGAUGUCCAUACCUACAGACGGCUUCUGAAGGAUCUGAUUGUUCAGUGUUUGGUUCGGUUGAAAGAGCCUUGUGUCUUGUUGCGUUGUCGGGAAAUGGACUUGAGCUUAGUUGAGUUCGUGCUUGAUAACGCAAAGGAUGAAUAUACUGCAAAAUUCAAGAUCCAUGCUCCAGAGAUCAUUGUGGAUCACCAAGUUUUCCUUCCACCUCCUCCUAAACACCACCAUUCUCACGGUCUCCACUGUUCUGGGGGCGUUGUGAUGGCAUCUCGCGACGGGAAAAUUGUGUGUGAGAACACACUUGAUGCGCGUUUGGAUGUCGCCUUCCGUAAUAAGCUCCCAGAUAUCCGUAAGUCAUUGUUCGGCCAUGUUGCCGCUUCUUUAUGAUCAUCAACCAUGCACAUGGGAGUGAGUCAUCUGCAUAACUCCGGAACUCAUUCGAUUCGUUUCUUGAGAUGUGGUUAUGGGUAUAUAAAUAAAUGAAUGGAUAAACCCAAUGAAGAACUUGUCGAGAAUGUCUCGUUUUCUUCUCCAAUUUUUGUUCAGUGUACUUAUCUGAAUCUUGUGUUUGAUGGGUAUCUUUUUGAAUGUAA
Tarenaya hassleriana is the source of this 1033-nucleotide messenger RNA. Its product is annotated as V-type proton ATPase subunit E1-like. The record is from RefSeq and is a predicted model, not a curated record. Gene Ontology annotation, molecular function: proton-transporting ATPase activity, rotational mechanism. Gene Ontology annotation, biological process: proton transmembrane transport. Lineage: Eukaryota; Viridiplantae; Streptophyta; Magnoliopsida; Brassicales; Cleomaceae. Gene Ontology annotation, cellular component: proton-transporting two-sector ATPase complex, catalytic domain. The coding region runs from base 129 to 827 and encodes 232 amino acids. The transcript is spliced from 6 exons.